Molecule: messenger RNA, 1886 nt
Organism: Anopheles gambiae (African malaria mosquito)
Lineage: Eukaryota; Metazoa; Arthropoda; Insecta; Diptera; Culicidae
Gene: HemK1
Product: MTRF1L release factor glutamine methyltransferase
Exons: 2
Coding region: 1-1062 (353 amino acids)
Biological process (GO): protein methylation
Cellular component (GO): mitochondrion
Molecular function (GO): protein methyltransferase activity; nucleic acid binding
Source: RefSeq, a predicted model, not a curated record
AUGUUGCUGUCGUCGAGCUCCACACGGGUUGCGGCACGGAUGGGCGUCAAGAUGCUUGCACGCGGCAUUGGCCAAACGGACCAUCACCACCGGCCGCUACUUCAACUGUGCUGCACUAGCAGAAGCAGUGCGGGUUCUACCGCACCGACGAGCCUGUUUUCAGCCACCAACACCACCACAACUACCACCUCCACGGUACGGGUCACCCAGGAAAGGUGGAUGCAGCGGUUCGAGUCGGAAAGCAUCCCCGAGCCGGAAACGUCCAUCGUCAACAUCAUUGCACACGUGCUCGACCUGUCCGGGCCGGGCGAGGUGGGCAACCAUCAAAACUCGGCACUGAACGAAGCGCAGAUGGCAAAAAUCGAACAGCUCUGCCAGUGCCGGCUGGCCCGAAUGCCCAUCCAGUACAUCGUGCGCGAGUGGGACUUUCGCGAUCUGACGCUGAAGAUGGUGCCGCCAGUGUUUAUACCGCGCCCGGAAACGGAGGAGCUCGUCGAGCUGAUACUGCAGCAGAUGGACACGCAGCGGGAAACGCUCUUUCUGGAGAUCGGAUGCGGUACGGGCGCAAUAAGUCUUUCACUCUUGAAGCAUGCCCCCAAGUCCUCUGCAAUCGCGAUCGACCAGAGCCGGUAUGCGUGUGAGUUGACGCGCGAGAACGCCGAAACGGUGGGCCUGCACGAACGGUUGCGUAUAUUCAAGCACAAAGUGGUGGACGAUCUGCCGGCGGAGCUGGGCGGGCAGCAGUUCGACAUGAUCGUUAGCAACCCGCCGUACGUGCCGUCGGUGCUCAUUCCCACGCUCGAUCCGGAGGUGAAGAUCUACGAGGAUCUGCGCGCGCUGGACGGCGGGAACGAUGGUUUGACUGUGAUAAAGGCCAUCCUGCGGAUAGCGGGUCGACAUCUCGCCAAAGAUGGCGUUCUGUGGCUGGAGGUGGACAGCACACAUCCACCGAUAAUAGAGGAGUUUCUCUCGAAGCACGGCGAACUGAUGGGAUUACGGUUUUUGGCAUCGUAUAAGGAUCUGUUUCAGAAGGAUCGCUUCGUGGAAAUUGCUAAGCUAUAGACGGGCGGGCGGGCAGGCGGGCCCGAAUGUGUUAGUUGAGCAUAAACAGGAACAUAGUGCAGAUAAUUGCAGUGUCAACAUGUCUGUUAAAUUAUACGUUUUCGAGUGGCAUGGUAUGGCAUUGCUCUCUCUCUCUCUAUCUAUCUAUCUAUAUCGUUCUCUUUGGCAGCCGUGCCCCUCUGGCUACACUCGAAAAAAGCUUUAUUCUCGUAUAGAAACGAAUAACUUAUUAGAGCAAUCGGCCCUUGCAGCCCUUUUCGCCACAGUUGCAGGUUAGAUGCUUCCCGUUGACGGAACCGACGUCAUAGUUGUAGUUCCACGUUAAUUCCGUACCGGCUGUAAUGUUACGCUCCGCAAAGAACGCUACCCAGGGGAACCGCAGAUCGUGCGUAUCGACAAACACGUUCUGGACGAAGAGAUUAGGAUUGCAGGAGUGCUGCGGUGUGGAAGGGAGGGGGGGGGGCGGAGAUGGAAGAGCACAGGGUAGCCAAAACAUAAAAUAAAAAGACAGUUAAAUCGUUUGCAACGUAGGAGGUAAAGGCAGCGCCGUUUCUACUCACGUUAAAGUACCGGCCAAGGUUGCCCGAUUUUUUCGCAUCCAUCACGUAGAUAUGCUCAUUCUCGCCGUACAGCUUGCGGAACAGCGACUCAUCGUUCGGUCCGCCGGACGCGUCCAUCAUGUCCAUCUCGGGAUUCGGUAUCAGAUUGACGCACUCUUGCUCUGUGUAGGUAAAGCCAAAGGCAAAGUGAAUGUGUGUGUGUGUGUGUGUAGAAACAACAUACGCCUUUCGUGCAAAGCAAUAAUAUUACUCGUAACACAUUAA